AUGGCCAGCAACCUCAUCGUCCUUGGCGACGCCGAAAUCCGAGAUCUGCUCGUAUCUCUGUCGAAAGAAGAAGUGCUUCAGUUCAAGAAAGCUUUAGAAAACAUCCUCAUUGAAUUCUCUGUCAAAGGCGAAGGGAAAUACCAACCAACACCAGACUUUGUCAAUCGACCGAAUGGGCAAAAGACUCUCUUCCGCACAUUCACUUCCCCAGACUACGUAGGCACAAAGAUCGUGGUUACUCCAGCCCCAAUCAAGGACGCAGAUGGUAACACGGUAAACCGUCCUCUUGGUGGACUUUUGUCUUUGUGUGAUUCAGCGGGUGUGCCGACGGGUGUACUCAAUGCAGCUGAGCCCACAGGCUACCGGACGACACUCUCUGCUCUGAUCCCGUGGACUUGGAGAAAGGAUACCGAGAACAUUGUGAUCUUUGGAGCGGGGAAGCAAGGGCUUUGGCAUACUCGUCUUGCAUUAGCCCUCAGAGGUUCUGAGAUCAAGAAGAUCACUAUUGUGAAUCGUUCCGUUGGCCGUGCGAAGGAUUUGGUCAAGACAGUGACGGAGGAAAACAAAAAGUACUGGAAGUCUUCUGCUAGUCUGGAUGUUCUUGAUCCUACUCAAGCAGAUUACGACGAGGCUCUGGCAUCUCUUAUAUCGUCAGCGGACGCAGUAUUCUGCACAGUUGGUUCAACAAGUCCACUCUUCUCACUCAAGACCAUCCUGGGUGAUGAAACACGAAGUAGAUUGCCUUUCGUCGGCGCCAUAGGCUCAUGGCAAGCCGAUAUGAUCGAACUCGAUCCAGAAAUGCUUCGCCAUGCUGCCUCUCGCGACGACUCGUAUAGUCCUCGUGGUGGAGAGGGCAGUAUUCUUGUCGACGAUCUAGAAGAAGCAAUGGUCAAUUCAGGAGAAGUGAUACAGAGCGGUCUAAAGGGCGAGAGACUACUUCAGGUUGGAGAGAUCUUAGAUUGGCUUGAUGAGAAGUCUGAAAGGAAGCCUGAAGGGGGCAUUGGGAAGCUCAAGACGUGGAUUAGCGAGGGCUUCGUUGUGUACAAAGGCAUUGGCGUGAGUGUCACAGAUCUUGUAGCUGGGAACGCCAUCCUGGACCUUGCUAGGAAGAGAAAUGUUGGAACGGUCAUUUCCAACUUUUAG
This is a messenger RNA of Fusarium musae, 1143 nucleotides long. RefSeq lists its product as uncharacterized. Bases 1 to 1143 code for a protein of 380 amino acids. The transcript has a single exon. Gene Ontology annotation, cellular component: cytoplasm. The record is from RefSeq and is a predicted model, not a curated record. NCBI's taxonomy places the organism in Eukaryota, Fungi, Ascomycota, Sordariomycetes, Hypocreales, Nectriaceae.